AUGGUUAAUCUUGAUAAGUCUGAAGCUUCGUUCAGUCGAAAUGUGGUUGAUAGAGAUAAAGAUACGAUCCGUAACAGGAGGAGUGUAAAGACGGUGGAAGCUCACUCAAGAUACUUGAAACUACUGGCUCUGUUUGGUAGAUCUAAGAAAGCCAACUUUUCUCAAGUGAUUGAUAAGGUGUGGAAAAAGGUUAAAGGUUGGAAGGAGAAAUUGCUAUCCAUGGCAGGGGAGGAUGUCUUAAUCAAGUCGGUGGAGCAAGCGAUACCAACGUAUGUUAUGAGGUAUUUCAGACUUCUUGAAGAUUUAUGUAAAGAGAUUGAGUCUCUCCUCUCAAGAUUUUGGUGGGGUUCCUUAAAGGAAGAAAAAAGGAUUCACUGGUUGAGUUGUUCAAAAAUGGCUUAG
Messenger RNA from Vicia villosa (hairy vetch), 402 nucleotides. RefSeq lists its product as uncharacterized. Bases 1 to 402 code for a protein of 133 amino acids. The record is from RefSeq and is a predicted model, not a curated record. NCBI's taxonomy places the organism in Eukaryota, Viridiplantae, Streptophyta, Magnoliopsida, Fabales, Fabaceae. The transcript has a single exon.